Trichogramma pretiosum is the source of this 2687-nucleotide messenger RNA. RefSeq lists its product as uncharacterized. The transcript is spliced from 6 exons. Lineage: Eukaryota; Metazoa; Arthropoda; Insecta; Hymenoptera; Trichogrammatidae. The record is from RefSeq and is a predicted model, not a curated record. Bases 868 to 2454 code for a protein of 528 amino acids.
GCGAAGUCUCGUUCGUACUCGUGUGUAUUUUGAGACAUUUCAGAGACACAAUAUAAAAUAUUAGAUCGUGGGAAAUUUUAUUUGCACGUAGUUAUAUUAAAUUCGCUACCUCGCAGCACGAGGUACCGCCGAUGCUAUCGUGCGGUAUAGCUGUUCCAUCGCAAACAAUUGAAGUUGACGAACGGCUUUGUUACCUUGGAUUUUAAUGUGUUAGAUAAUUUACGUUCAAAGAAAAACAUCGCUCGUGAACGAGGAAAAGAGACAAAAGUCAUCGAGAUGCGACAUUGAUGCAUGUGGGUGCAUUAUUAUUCACUCCCGCACCAUAAUCAACGCCUCACAGAGACGAGCAGACCGAGGCAGCUCAGUCACGUGGGUCUCUGGCGUGAAUAUUAUAUUAUAUAGCUAUACACGUCUCUCGAAGUCUCAUGCUGCAUCGCGGCGAGAGACUUGCCAAGUCUGUGACGCUACUGCGCGCUGUGGCUAUUGUGUUGGUUUCGUGUUAUAAGUUAGUACAAUUCAGUGUAUGCUGCGCGUGUAGAGAGCGAGCGGCACGAGGCAUGGCUUACAUAUAUAUAGGCUGUAGCUGAACAUUUGGUCAGCUAUAUGAUCAGUCAUUCUCGAUCAAGCAGUCGAAGCAGAAAUAUCGUAGCUGCCCGCAGCUUCGUGAUCGAGACAUCUCAUUGACGUCGUCGUCGUCGUCGUCGUCGCUGUAGUAGUCGUGUGUGUCGUCGUACCGUCGCCGCAUACUGCACCCACGCUGCAGCGCUUUGCGCCUCGUCAGUUUUUAUUUUGUUUUGGCAGCGAGACUACGAUAAGUAUUAAGUACUAACUCGACAAAAGCAGCAGCAGCAGACGAAUAACAUCAUCAUGGGCAACAAUACGAGCAGCCGUAACAAGAACGGCAAGAGAACUGCGAAACCGCCGUCGAAGCUGUUCUUGACCGAUGCACUCAACAGCCAAAUCGAGGCUGCUGCUGCCGCUUCGGUGGUUUCGUCGUCUGCGAAUAACAUCAACGGACCUGGCGGAAGCAAUCAGGCGAUAUCACAACAAGCUGCUAUGUCGCGCAGUCCAUCGAGCGCCGAGAUAUUAUCCAGUCAAUUUUUGCCUAUUGAUAAGUUGGCCAAGUUAUUCCGUUUUCCAAAGAUUCUUUCAGACAUAACGCUGAGAGAAGAGGGUGUUAACGGCAUCUCUCUCCAAGUCUUCCAACAGUAUUUGUUCCCGAGCUAUCCCGAGCUUGCGGAUAGACUUUUUAAUUUUUUGCACACUAGCCACUCCCCAACAAAAUCAAAACAUCUCGGCCUGUCAGCUUUCAAACAGCAGACCGAGAAAUUUUUAUCUCACAUGUUUGAUCAGUUGGUACUAGAAAUGUAUGUGAAGAUGUUUGCCGAAAAUCCUGGCGAAAACGAAAUUACACCCGAUGGCUUUCGGGAAUUACUUCUAGUAUCAUACAGAUUGGCCAUGUCUGAAAACAGAAACAGUUCCUGUCCUCAGCUAUUGAAUAUAAUCAAUGCUGUUGUGGUUUCAUGUUUCCAUGGAAAAGAUUCUCUCUCUGUAAAUUUUGUUACCAAUUGGAUGUGGAAUAAUUGUGCUGGGGUGGUGCAUGGUAUCCACAGAUAUGUUGUUCAUGUCCUAACAACAGCAUAUCGUAAUAGUAAAACUUUAUUAGCAAAAGAAUCAAGUAUGCAUCUUUCACCAUCAACUCCUAUUUUGGAUCAGCCUGAGUGGACAGAUUACGCAGAAACUAUAUUACCCAUUAGUUACGUGUGGCUGCUUGCUUCAACAUUACCCGAUUGUUAUACACAGUCAGAAGAAGAUAACAAAGAUAAAGUACAAGCACUCAUUGAAAAGAUGUCUGGUAUGGCUUGUCCUCGACACUGGACACUACUUUACAAUAGUAAUCAACACGGCUGCGGUAGCAAUCGUUUUUUGCAUCACGUUCUCAGUUACCAUGGACCAACUUUAACUUUUAUACGUGCUGAGGGUGCCCUGGAUGCUGACCGACGUACUUAUCCUACCUACUGCAUAUGCUCGUCCAUGGAGUGGCGUGAAAGUCACUUGUAUUGGGGUAAUGAGGACUCUAUGGUUGUUGAAUUGUUACCCAAUUAUCGCGUCAUACAAAAAGGUCCAAAGCUUCUGUAUUUAAAUACAAGUAUCAGGGGUUAUCCACAAGGACUGAGAGCAGGUUCCGAUCCAAGAAAUCCGUGUGUAUCGAUAGAUCAAGACUUUAGUUCAGUUAGUUUUGCUGGCGUGCCUUACAGAUUAUCUAGUCUUGAAGUAUGGGGUUGUGGAAAUUCUAAGUCCAAAGAAAAACAACUUGAAAUUAAAAAAUGGCAAGUGAAGGAAGCAGAAAGACAACAGGUAGUAAAAUUAAGUACAUCAGAAUGGUUAGAUCACCCAGAUCGAUACUUAUUGGAAAUGGGAGGACGGACUAAUUACAAUAACUCUAAUUGUUAAUAAAUGUUUGUACUAUUUUUUGAAAUAUGUACAUAUGUAAAUAUAAUCAAUAUAAUUACUCAUUAAAAUCGAUCAAUGGCUAAUGAAACGAUAAUUAAAUAAGGUCGACUAUGCAUACUUGUAUCUGCCGAUGUUAAAUUUUUCUAUACAUAAAAAAAUUGUACAAAAACCUAUUUGAUAAUAUAACACACUAUAUGAUGGGGAUGGAACUAACUAUUUUGUUCCAAAGCAUA